Messenger RNA from Cokeromyces recurvatus, 1820 nucleotides. RefSeq lists its product as uncharacterized. The record is from RefSeq and is a predicted model, not a curated record. Gene Ontology annotation, biological process: fatty acid metabolic process. Gene Ontology annotation, molecular function: medium-chain fatty acid-CoA ligase activity. The coding region runs from base 60 to 1700 and encodes 546 amino acids. The transcript is spliced from 8 exons. NCBI's taxonomy places the organism in Eukaryota, Fungi, Mucoromycota, Mucoromycetes, Mucorales, Mucoraceae.
UUUUUUUUUUUUUUUCCUCUUUUAAACUUCCCCUAUUUUCCCUCGAAAAAAGUUAAAAAAUGGCAAAAUACGGAUUGCCCGAUUUCCCAUUAUUUAAAAAUUUGGUUGAAUAUGCAACCAAUAAAAAUAAUAUUGCUAUUGAUGAUGCUCGUAUGUGCCAAAACUUUACUUAUCUUCAUCUUAUUCAUGCCGUAGCUAAACUAAGACUAGAGAUUUUAAAUGGAAAAAGUAAUUUGAAUGAAGAAAGAAUUGCCAUAUUAUGUCCAAGUGGUUUUCCAUAUGUAAUAUCAUUAUUGGCUAUUUGGGCAGCAGGUGGUAUUGCAGUCCCUUUAUGUACAACACAUCCAGCACCAGAACAAAUGUAUACACUACAAGAUUCCCAAGUAUCCUUCAUCUUGGGUCAUCCUUUGUUUACCGAUCGUCUUGAAGAACUUACUAAAGCAACACAAAUACCAUACAAGUUAAAAGAUGAUGCUAGCUUGAUUGAAUUAACAGACGGUCUACAGGAAGAUGACAAUACCACUCUCACUUUAUUCUCGAACCAAAACUUUAAUGCAGGCGCAUUAAUUAUUUACACUAGUGGUACAACGGGUAAACCUAAGGGUGCAGCCACAACUCAUGCUAUCAUCAACGCUCAAGCCUCCGUCCUUGUCAAGGCCUGGCACUGGUCCUCCAGCGACCGUAUUCAUCAUAUCUUACCAUUACAUCAUAUCCAUGGUAUCGUGAAUGCCCUUAUUUGUCCACUUUAUUGUGGCGCAACAGUGGAGAUGCAUCCAAAAUUUGAUGCCAUGCAGGUUUGGACGCGUUGGGCGCAACAGCAAGAGGAGCAACAGACUGGAUCGAUGCCGAUGGCGACAGGGGGGUUGAUGGUGGUGGUGCCUCGAUUGACUGUUUUCAUGUCUGUCCCCACUGUCUAUGCUAAACUGUAUCAUUUUUAUAAAGAACAAAGUCCCGAGACACAACGUAUCUUGACGAAUGCGUGUCGACAGUUCAGAUUGAUGGUGUCUGGUUCUGCUUCUUUACCUACCACUUUACGUAAUAAUUGGAGAAAAUUAAGUGGAGGCCAAGUGUUAUUAGAGCGUUAUGGCAUGACAGAAAUUGGUAUGGCUUUAAGUCAAGAAUAUAUAAUUUCAGAAAGAGUUCAAGGUACUGUUGGUAUUCCUUUACCUGGUGUACAAGCACGUAUUAUUUCAGUAGAAACAAACAAAGAUGUAACAGAGUUAAGAGAGGUACCUGGUAUGCUUCAAAUUAAAGGGGAUACUGUCUUUAAAGAAUAUUGGAAUCGACCUGAAGCUACUAAAAAGGAAUUUACAACGGAUGGAUGGUUUAUUACAGGCGAUAUAGCUAAACGAGUUGGCCAUUCAGGAUAUUUCCAAAUUAUGGGUAGAAAUAGUAUAGAUAUUAUCAAGACUGGAGGUGAAAAAGUAUCUGCACUCGAGAUUGAAAGGGAAUUAUUAUCUUGUGAUUUAAAUAUUAAGGAUGUAGCUGUUGUAGGUAUUCCUGAUCCUGAAUGGGGCCAGAAGGUAGCCGCAGUUGUAGUUAUGGAGGAUGGCAAGGAACUUGACUUGUUAACAAUGAGAAAUGCAAUGAAGAAGCGUGUAGCUGUUUAUAAAGUGCCUAGUUUAUUGAAGAUAGUUACUGAAUUACCUAAAAACGCAAUGGGAAAAGUAACAAAGAAGAAUCUUAUUAGCUUAUUUUAAUAAAAUCAAGUUUAUUAUAGACUAUAAUAUUUCCCCUCUCCUCCCCUUCUACAACGUGGAAAUAUAUGAUCACCGCUAAUUUUUUGGCAAAAAAAUAAAAUACGAGAAUUUUUUUUUUUU